Messenger RNA from Ogataea angusta, 1329 nucleotides. RefSeq lists its product as uncharacterized. Bases 1 to 1329 code for a protein of 442 amino acids. The record is from RefSeq and is a predicted model, not a curated record. Gene Ontology annotation, biological process: intracellular protein transport; clathrin-dependent endocytosis. NCBI's taxonomy places the organism in Eukaryota, Fungi, Ascomycota, Pichiomycetes, Pichiales, Pichiaceae. Gene Ontology annotation, molecular function: clathrin-cargo adaptor activity. Gene Ontology annotation, cellular component: AP-2 adaptor complex; cytoplasmic vesicle. The transcript has a single exon.
AUGAUCAGCGCAUUCUUCGUGUACAACGGCAAGGGCGAGGUGCUGAUCUCGCGGCUGUUCCGCGACGGCGUCCGCCGCAACGUCUGCGAGGUGUUCCGCAUCCAGGUCAUCUCCAAAUGCUCCGAUAUCAAGUCUCCCGUGCUGACCCUGGGCUCCACCUCAUUUCUGCACAUCCGGCACGGCGCGCUGUGGAUCGUCGCUGUCACGCGCUCCAACGUGGACGCUUCAGUUGUUCUCGAGUACCUCCAUCGCUUUGUGGACCUGCUGAAGCGGCUUUUUGGGUUGGACAACGUCUCCGAGGACGACGUCAAGGCCAACUUUCCGCUCGUAUACGAGAUCCUGGACGAGUCCAUAGAGUCCGGCCACGUCUCCAACAUGGACCUGUCCACCUUGCAGCCGUUUCUGUCGGCGCAAGCAGCCGAACCGGGCAGAUUCAAAAACAACACCGCCAGCGGCCUGCUAGCAAAGGCAGGCUCCAUCAGACGCAAGUCUGCGGGCAAACUCCCGCAGAUCAUCAACGCUCCGCUCGACACCACCGCGGCACCGCAGCCCUGGCGGCCGCAGGCGCUCAAAUACAAGAAAAACACGGUCCAGAUCGAUGUCAUCGAGGACUUCAACCUGCUCACCACGGCCAACGGCUUUGUGCUGCGGUCGUUCGUCGAGGGCCGUGUUCUGAUGGACUGCCGUCUCUCCGGCAUGCCAACGUGUCUGUUUGGCCUCGUCCACCAAAACCAGAGCGACGCUUACCAGGAGUUCAAAUCCAGCGACUGCACGUUCCACCAGUGCGUCAACCUCAAAGAUUUCGACGAGCACAAAAUAAUCAAAUUUAUUCCUCCCGACGGCAAGUUCGAGCUGCUGAGCUACCGCACAGACGUGGAUAACCCGCCGUUCCACGUCUACACCACUAGAGAACCCCACAGCGGUGGCUCCGAGUCGUCCUACACGGUGGACUUGGAGUCUGCAUAUCCGUCGGACGUCGCUGCCACUAACGUUGUUCUCCGGAUCCCUGUGCCGCAGGGAACGGCAAAACUGCGAACAAACACGGAAUCAGGCAAGUGCCGACUCGUCGAAGAGGAAAACGUGGUGCAAUGGAGCCUCAAGAAAGUAAACGGAGGCCAGAAGCACAGACUGCAGUUUGCGGUGCCGAACAGCCGUGCCGACGCUGUGGCCGCAAAACCGCCGAUCUCGCUCAGCUUCUCGAUCGACUCGUAUUCUGUGGGAGGCCACAAAGUCAAGUUCUUCAAAGUGCACGAGCCCUCCAUGAACUACGCCACCGUCAAGAGCGUCAACUACCUGUCCAGAGCGAAAAGCUACCAGAUCCGUAUGUGA